Volvox carteri f. nagariensis is the source of this 964-nucleotide messenger RNA. RefSeq lists its product as uncharacterized. Bases 312 to 830 code for a protein of 172 amino acids. The record is from RefSeq and is a predicted model, not a curated record. Lineage: Eukaryota; Viridiplantae; Chlorophyta; Chlorophyceae; Chlamydomonadales; Volvocaceae. The transcript has 9 exons. Gene Ontology annotation, cellular component: chloroplast.
CCUCAUUGGUCGCAAACUGCCCUUACACAUCUUGCUCUGGUGCUGUCAGAAGGCCGUCCUGUUUCACGAGAAGGCCUUGGACGGGCGUUGCACACCGGCGUUCUCGCUAUGGCGUGCAUCGUCAUCACAUCACGCGUGCCUCCAAUACAAGCAACGAGGAAGUGCACUACGGCAGGUUCGGUCGGUGGACAGUGACCCCCCGGGACCGAGCUGAGGUGGUGGGCUACCGGCUGGGCAUCUCCCUCACCGCGCUGGCGUUCCUGUUCGAGGGCGUGUAUGGAUUACUGUCCCAGGGGUCUACUGACCAACAGAUGACACGAGACGCGAUGAGGGCCUUUCUGGACCCGGUGGCGGUUGCUGGUAGCGCGGGGCUGGGGGCCUCCCUGCAGCUGAUACACAUCUACCUGGCGCCGCUCAAGCGAGCCCUGCAGGUGCUGUGGGCGGUUGGUACGGCAGGUCUGCUGUACAUUAUCUUGACAAAGGAUGCGCCUGCGGCAGUCUUUGUGUACGAGCAUCCGGCGUGGCUCUGGGCUGUGGGCCCCCUUUUUGCAGCGUUGACCGGUGUGGCUUUCAAGGAAGGGCUCUGCUAUAAUAAGUGGGAGGCGGCGGGCCUCUUUGGCGCAUUGCCUCUGACGUUCGGCGGACACCUGCUGCGGCUGUUCCCCGAAAACGUGGAGCACGGCUUACUGGCAUCAUGCAUUGUGUUGCUAAGCAUAUUUGCCGGGCGCAAGUAUACGCAAGCAUUCAAGGACGACAUUGGUGACAAAUCCAUCUUCGAGUUUCAAGAAAUGCCGGUUGAGGAGCAGCAAGCUUUGCUUGGGCAGGAUUGAGGAAGGCGACCCGCUUCGCACAUCGACUUGCAGUCGCGGAUUGCACUUGGUGGCAUCAAUCAAAAUAAGCCGCUGAUAUCCUGAGCUUGUUCUAUAUGAACCCAUUCUUGCCAUUGUAAGAUGCUUGUGCGUUC